Messenger RNA from Rhineura floridana, 3653 nucleotides. RefSeq lists its product as uncharacterized. Bases 2476 to 3429 code for a protein of 317 amino acids. NCBI's taxonomy places the organism in Eukaryota, Metazoa, Chordata, Lepidosauria, Squamata, Rhineuridae. The record is from RefSeq and is a predicted model, not a curated record. Gene Ontology annotation, molecular function: protein dimerization activity. The transcript has 3 exons.
UAGUGUGUCCUUGUUCUUGCUCCAUUAUCCUGUUGUCAACAACACAUCCUGUGAGAAUCUGCAGUCAUUACCACACGGCUGAGCAGAGAUGUGAACCAAGUCUUCCCAGCUAAAUUCCAACAUACUAACCACUACACCACCUUUUCACAGUUCACUGUCACCUGAUCCUAAUAAAUUAUUAUUAGCUGCUCUUGGGGUUUGGGAUGAACUGAAUAACCCUCAGAGAGGGGCUGAAGACCCUCAGGGAGAGGGCUGCAUAACCUCAGAGAGGGGCUGAAGACCCUCAGGGAGAGGGCUGCAUAACCUCAGGGGGGGGGCAGAGAGAGCAAUGGGCUGCAUAACCUCAGAGAGAGGGGGGCUGCUGUGGGCUGAACAAUUUUCAGCGCUGAUGUGCCUGUCCCUCCACCUUUAUCUUGCUGUAGAUAGCCGGGACGAGGUCCAGAACAUCCAAGAAGCACGCACAGCAGGAUCUUGGUAGGCAUGCCUUUAUGGAAUCAUAUGGCUUCCUUUAUGGAAUCAAUCCAUGUCUUGUUUGGCCUUCCUAUUUUUCUACUCCCUGCUAUUUUCCCAAGCAUUAUAAAAGAUUAUUCUUAGUUUAUAUAAUCUUUUAUAAGACGUUUCAUCUUGAUGCAAUUAAAAACCAUUCAAUUGCUUCAGCAGGCAAAAAAGUCAUUAAGUGGUCUGCCAAGACCCUCAGUAAUGUUCAAGUAGUGGUGGUGGUGAGUUUGCAAAUCCCUGGUCUAUCGCCUUGCUGUCUGGUUGUGAGCUUACAGGAUGUGUUUGACUGGCCAGGGUUGGAUGCUGGGUUUGAAGAACAUAAGGACAGCCCUGCUGGAUCAGCCAAAGGCCCAUUUAGUCCAGCAUCUUCUUUGCACGGUGACCACCUAGAUGCCUGUGGGAAGCCCACAAGCAGGAACUCCGUGCAGCAGCGAGUCCCCACUUGUGAUUCCCAGCAAAUGUUACACAGAGCCAUAUAGCUUGUGAUAUGAAGGGCCUUUACUCUGAUCCAACAGGGCUCCUCCAGCAGCAUUGUGGCAUACUUGUGUGCAGGGCUGGAUUACCCACUAGGCCCCUGCAUUAGUGCCUAUGAAACUCCUACAGGUCUACAAGAAAGUUUGGGAUCUACAAAAUAAGUUAAUUAAUGCAAAUUAUUGUCUGAUGUAGCAGUUUAAUAGUGGAUUAAAUGUCUGGUGUGAAUGUGGCCUGAGUUUUAGCAAGUGGAGGAAAGCUGAAUGACGAAGAGGAAGCCAAGGUUCUGAUGGAAUGCCUCUCCCGAUAUGAACCUACCCGUACACUGCGCUCCACAUCAAAGGCCCUCCUCCGGGUGCCUACUCAGAGGGAAGCUCGGAGGAUGACAACGAGAAAAAGGGCCUUCUAAGUGGUGGGCCCCGAAUUAUGGAAUGAUCUUCCUGAUGAGCGAAGGAUAGUCUGUGAAGAACUUUGGAGGAUCAUUUGAUUGACUUGUGAAGCACAGUCAACAGCACUGUGGUGCUGUUGUGCUGCACAUCUGUUGUUUCAAUACAGCCAGAAGGAGAGAAGCCGAAGAAGAAAUAUGCAGCAUCAUUUCAGACUGAAUGGUUGCAGAAUGAUAAUUUCAAAGACUGGAUCGUAAAAGUAGAUGAUUCUCUUGCCAGAUGCAAGUACUGUAAUUCUACUUUUACUGUGAAACACAAUGGUGUCAAGGCCGUUCGGAGACACAAGGAAAAUGCUGCACACAUUAGAGCCUCAAGAAUGGUGAAUCAGAGUGCUGCCAUGACAUCCUUCUUUGCAAAGAAAAGUACACCAGAAAUGCUCCGUGUUGCUGCUAUAGAGGUUAGCAACUUGUAUCAUGCAGUUAUGCACCAGCACAGUUACAUGAGCAUGGAUUGUGGAAUGAAACUGAUUUCUACAACGAUCGAGGACUCUGCUCUUGUUAAAAAACUGCACUGUGGAAGAACCAAGGCAGAGUGCAUUGUUGAAAACGUGCUUGGACCAAAAUCAAUAGAAAAUGUGGUGCAGGCACUGGGUGAACGUUCCACUAAAAAAGUUCCUUUUUCAAUUGCCACGGAUGCCUCUAACAAAGGCAACCGUAAAAUGUUUCCUGUGGCUGUGCGUUACUUUGAUGCUGACCAUGGAGUCCAAGAGAAACUGCUGGACUUCUAUGAGUUACCAUCAGAGACUGCUGUUGCCAUCAGCAAUAGCCUUCUGAAGACUGUGACUGAUCUGGGAUUAUCUGUUGAAAAUAUAGUGGUUUACACAGCAGACAAUGCUGCUGUCAGUUACGGGGUAAGGAACUCUGUAUUAUAGUUCCUAAAGCAACAGAAAAGUUCCAUUGUGAAGGCAAACUGUUUUUGCCAUGUUCUACACAAUGCUGCCAGGAAUGGCUGGUUUAACAGGAAGUACGAUGUUGCGUAUCUGGUUCAUAAGGUAUACACGGAGUUAUCCAGGAGCACCCUUAAAAAUGAGAAACUGAGGGAAUGCUUUGAUGAGCUAGGCAUGCAGUACCAUGCAGUAAUUAAUCAUGGAAACACACGGUGGCUCUCUCUUUUCCCAGCUGUUGAGUGGCUACUCCAAUUGUGGCCUGCUAUAAAAUCCUAUUUCCUGGAGCUUGGGGAAGAGCAGACCGAUGACAUGAUAUGGAACUUUAUUGGAGACCAGGCAGAUGAGGCAACUGGUGACACAACUGAAAAGAUUUCUGUCCCAGAAUGUUACCUCUACUUUGUGCAUCACUACAUGCAACUGUUUCAUGAGACUAUUAGUCUUUUGGAAAGAAAGCACUCAGUAAGUCCACACCUCCACACCUUCAUGUGCAGCUUGAGGGAGAAGCUGGUAAAUCGUGUGGACAACAGAUUUUUUGGAGCAAAGGUGCUUUCUGGUCUAAAACACCUCCCUGAAUCUCAACGUGCAUCUUUCACUACAGAUGCUCUCCAGAUGUACAAUCGGGCAAUAGCAUACCUUGAUAAAUGGUAUGAUUUUGAGAACUCACAAUUAAAAGAGUUCACAGCCUUUGAUCUGGACAGAGAGUCAGAUGAGCUAACAGUGGACCAUGUUAGUAAAGUGGCUUCAAAUCUGGGCAUUGAAGUUGAUGUUGAUGGACUUUUUGAUGAACUUUGCCUGGUUAAAAAGUUUGUGCCUGAGGUCAGAACAUCUGAUCUUCCUCUAGAUGAGAAAUGGGUGCAGUUGCUAAAGAGCAUCAGAUCAAGAAUUCUGGUGAAGGUUGUCAGUGCAGUGUUUGCCAUCCCAGUAAGCAGUGCUUUCGUGGAGAGAGUGUUUUCACUCAUGGGCAACGUAUGGACUGACAACAGGAACCAUAUGUUAUCUUCCCUUGUGAAAGCAGAGCUUUGUGUCAAAUUAAACUUUGGCUUGAACUGUGCUGAUUUUUUAAAAUAUGUGAAGGAAGAGCAAAGAUUGCUUAAAGCUUGUGUUUCAAAUGAGAAGUACAAAUUCUAAACUCAGCCUGUUUAGUUAUUUAACACCAGUUCCUACAGUGAAAGCACCUUGUUCAUUAUUUCUGUUUUUCUUUUAUAAAGAGUAAUACUGUUUAUAAUGUUUAUAAUGGUUGAAAACAUCCCUUGGAUGUCAUCCACUUCUCUUUUGUAAGAGGGAUAAAUGUCUAAAUCCAGCUGCUAGUUAAUUGACACCAUGUAAAUUCCAUUGCUUCAGUGGGUCUCUAC